AUGAGAGAUACCCACCGUCGCCAUCUGUCUCUGCAACUCCGGGUCCGUCUCCGCCCGCACACACAGCUGGAAGAACGGAUCCUUCUCGCGCGCCGUCUCCGGAUCCUGGUCGUGCAGCCGGCGGAAAUUCUCGCGCGACAUGGGGUCGAUGAUCUCCGCCCAGAUCUUCCGUCGGAUCUCGCUGUACUUGUCGAGGAUCGUGUCGUCGGCGAGGCCGAGAUGGAUACCGACCAGCGCGUCGUACAGGCUGCCGAUGUCUGCGAUGCCGCCGGUGAGGCCGAGGCCGCCACUGCAUACACAUACAUAUCAGCAUUAGCAUUAUCAGUCAGUCAGUAG
Molecule: messenger RNA, 336 nt
Organism: Rasamsonia emersonii CBS 393.64
Lineage: Eukaryota; Fungi; Ascomycota; Eurotiomycetes; Eurotiales; Trichocomaceae
Exons: 1
Coding region: 1-336 (111 amino acids)
Source: RefSeq, a predicted model, not a curated record